Molecule: messenger RNA, 547 nt
Organism: Harmonia axyridis
Lineage: Eukaryota; Metazoa; Arthropoda; Insecta; Coleoptera; Coccinellidae
Gene: sNPF
Product: short neuropeptide F
Exons: 4
Coding region: 96-389 (97 amino acids)
Source: RefSeq, a predicted model, not a curated record
UGCAUUCUGUGAAUCUUCAAUUCUCAUCCGUGUUGUAUCCCAUCAACUUUCCAGAACAACAGUUCCCGACAACAGGUUGUUAUUAUCAGGAUAAUAUGUGCUCACAAUUGAAGAUGAAGUACAUCUGCUCCAUCGCAUGUAUAUUCUUCAUCUUAGCGGCAUUAGCAAAUUCAGCGCCGGCUUAUGGUGAUAUGAAUAAUAAUAUCCGGGAACUGCUAGAUGCUCUCUACCAACGUGAUAUGCUCUACGACAGGUUCAAUGGGAUUCACCAGGUGGAGCGAAAAGCAGGAAGAUCACCGUCCCUCAGGCUCCGUUUCGGUCGUAGGUCAGAUCCCGAACUCUCGCCCGGUGUGGCUUUCCUAAUGGCUCAACAACCAGAUGACAAUUAAUGGAAACAGAAUUCUCAAUACAACUGGGUUAUUUUUCUGAAAAAUUGUUCGAUAAACAUAAAUUAAUUAGUUUUUCAUAUCUAUGUCUAUAAUUAUUAUUUAUUAUAUAUAUAUUUCGUGGAAUUGGCGAACAAUAAAGAAACUUUGGUAUUUCUCAA